AUGGCGCGAGUCUAUGCGGAUGUGAAUCAGCAAAUGCCCAAAUCAUAUUGGGAUUAUGACAGCGUGAACAUAUCCUGGGGUGUGCUAGAAAACUAUGAGGUUUUAUUUGUUUAUCCAUUAGGUCGCGGGAAAUACUCAGAAGUUUUCGAAGGGAUAAACGUGGUUAAUUACCAGAAAUGCGUUAUCAAAGUCUUGAAGCCGGUGAAGAAAAAGAAGAUCAAGAGAGAGAUCAAGAUCCUACAAAAUCUGUCCGGUGGGCCCAAUGUUAUACCUCUAUUAGAUGUCGUCCGUGACAGCCAGAGCAAAACCCCCAGCUUAGUUUUCGAAUACGUUAACAACACCGAUUUUCGAACGCUCUACCCCCGAUUUGUCGACUAUGAUGUGAGGUAUUAUAUCUUUGAACUACUGAAGGCUUUGGACUUUUGCCAUAGUAAGGGCAUAAUGCAUCGAGAUGUUAAGCCCCAUAACGUCAUGAUAGAUCACGAACGUCGAAAACUCCGACUUAUAGACUGGGGAUUGGCUGAGUUCUACCACCAGGGAAUGGAGUACAAUGUCCGUGUCGCAUCGCGGUAUUUCAAGGGACCAGAACUCCUUGUGGAUUUCCAGGAAUACGACUAUUCACUCGACAUGUGGUCGUUGGGGGCUAUGUUUGCCUCAAUGAUAUUUCGGAAGGAACCUUUUUUCCACGGUAAUAGCAACUCAGACCAGUUGGUCAAAAUUGCAAAAGUCCUGGGUACAGAUGAGCUAUUUGAAUACCUCGACAAGUACGACAUCGAGCUUGAUCCUCAGUACGAUGAAAUCCUUUCGCGUUUUCCCAAAAAGAGCUGGCAUUCAUUUGUCAAUGCCGAAAAUCAGAGAUUCGUCAGCUCUGAAGCUAUAGAUUUCCUGGACAAAUUGCUCAGAUAUGACCAUGCUGACCGUCUCACUGCUCAAGAGGCAAUGGCACACCCAUACUUCGCCCCUGUCCGAGCCGCCGCGGCCCAAGCGCUCUAG
This is a messenger RNA of Histoplasma mississippiense, 993 nucleotides long. Its product is annotated as casein kinase. Gene Ontology annotation, biological process: protein phosphorylation; DNA damage response; regulation of transcription by RNA polymerase I. Lineage: Eukaryota; Fungi; Ascomycota; Eurotiomycetes; Onygenales; Ajellomycetaceae. The coding region runs from base 1 to 993 and encodes 330 amino acids. Gene Ontology annotation, cellular component: protein kinase CK2 complex; cytosol; nucleus. Gene Ontology annotation, molecular function: protein serine/threonine kinase activity; ATP binding. The transcript is spliced from 4 exons. The record is from RefSeq and is a predicted model, not a curated record.